UAGUGUAGGAUAUAGAAAAUAGAUUUAUGAUAAACGAUAACCUCAAAAUCAGAUGAAUGUUAGAAAACUUGGAAACGAAGAAUAAUGGAUGACUCUCCACCUCGUGUUGCUCCAGAAGGAGAAGAUGAUUUCGAGAUACAAUCGAGUGCGCAGAUGGCAAAUGUGGAUCAUGUAGAACUUGUUGAAAAUUGGGAUUAUGAGGCGAACGCCUCGCAAAACGAUGACAUAGAAGUCGAAAAGAAAGAUGGGCCGUCGGUCCGUCUUAUUCCUGGAUAUGCAACUUUCGAAGAUUACAUUCAAGAUGCAUUUGAUACGAUGAGAACUGGAAUCAAAACAGCUAAUAAUCUGCCUGCCGGAGACAAUUUCAAUUACUAUGCUUGCUUUCCAAGCUUUAAUGAUGCCAGACAGAAAGAUAAGGAGAGAAUACUGGCUACAAUGAAGAGCAUAAUGAAAUUAGUAGGAGGUUCUGGUAACAUUCAAAACCGAGAUAUCGAUGAAAAGUUCGAUCUUUUAUUGGAAACGAAUGAUCAACUACUAGAUCAAGCUAAUAUAUUGAUGGAUGAAGAAAGUGGUAUUCUACGAAAUCCUCAAGUAGAAUUGGUUGUAUCACAGAUGCCAAAACCAGUUGUGAAUGGCACUUGGAAUAUAAAGACCAACCAAGUCUCAGAUAAUUCAGAGAAAGUACGAUUGUUGGGUGGAAAAAAUAUACAAAGACCACAGUUGAUGUUUAAGGAUAAAAUUGAUAAUAGUUCAAAGCCAUGGAUGCCUCGAAUUAAGGAUAAACCAAACUCUCUGAAGCCAUUGGCUCUUCAUGUCGAAGAAGAUGAACAUGGCGAAGUCUUUAAUCACCCUUAUGAAUUUGAACUAGAUAAGUUUGAAACACUGGAAUGUCAGUUAAAGAAGAGAAUACCUGUUGAAUAUAAGUUGUUGGAUGAUACCAAUUUUGUAUUCAUUGAUAAGCCAGCUGAUAUCAACAUUCUUCUAGAAGAUCUGAGAAAUCAUAAAGAAAUAGCUGUGGACUUGGAACAUCACUCUUAUAGAACGUUUCAGGGCAUAACUUGUUUAAUGCAAAUAUCAACGAUACAAACCGAUUACUUAAUUGAUACUUUGAGCCUACGAUCAGAAUUAUAUCAACUGAACGAGAUUUUUACAAAACCUUCAAUCUUGAAGGUCUUUCAUGGUGCUGAUAUGGAUAUUUUGUGGCUCCAAAGGGAUUUGUCGCUGUACGUAGUGAACAUGUUUGACACCCAUCAAGCUGCAAAACAGCUCAACCUACCCUAUCUCAGUUUGGCUUAUCUAUUAAACAAAUAUUGUGGCAUAGAUCCCAACAAACAUUUUCAAUUAGCCGACUGGCGUAUACGGCCUUUACCAUUAGAACUAAUGAAAUAUGCGAGAGAAGAUACACAUUACUUGCUUUAUGUAAAAGACAUGCUGAAAAACGAAUUGAUUGAUGCGGCUAAUGGCAAAAGCAAUAUCUUGAAGGCUGUGUAUGAUCAAAGCACUGAGAUUUGUAAGCGCACGUAUGUGAAACCAAUUUGGACAGAGGAAAGUUGUAUGAACAUGUACAGGAAGAGUCAAAAGUCUUUCAACAAUAAACAGAUAUAUGCGCUUUUAGAAUUGCACAGAUGGCGAGAUCUCACGGCAAGGCAGGAGGACGACAGUAUUGGCUAUAUAUUACCGAACCACAUGCUACUCAAUAUAGCUGAGACGCUGCCACGUGAAAUGCAGGGUAUUCUAGCAUGUUGUAAUCCAAUUCCGCCAUUAGUGCGACAAAACUUACUGAAAAUACACAAGAUAGUACUGAAGGCUAGGGAGCAACCGCUUGUAAAAUCUAUUGCUGAACAGGACAUUCGGCAGAGACCGACACAACAAAAUCAUACGGAUACUGGAGCUUCCUUAUACAUACCGCAUGAUGUACCAAGUGGUACAGAAGCAAGAGCAGAUUUGCCAUGUCUUUUAAACAAGAAUAUUGUGAAAUCAGAACUCUCAGAGGCAAACAAGUGUCAAACCAUCAAGCAUACUAUAACGAUAUUCGAUUCACCAGUUAUAUCAGAGGACGAAGAAACAAAAGGUAGUAAGAAUGGGAAUAAAAAAAAGAUUAUAUUCAUAAGUCCGUUUAUGAGAUACAGAUGUGUCAUACCAAUGGUAAUGGAUCAGGAAGCAAAAGAACGAGAGGAACAACAAAAGAAAGAAGAAACAGAAAAAGAAGAAAAGAGAUUGACUAUGAAAAGCCAGAAUGAAUGUGUAAACGAGACUGAAAUUAACGAGAGUAAAAACAGAGUUUAUGAACAUUUUAAACAAAUAUCUCAAAAAAAUGUACAAGCGGAGGUUCAACUCAAAAAGAAAAAGAAGUCCGAUAGUAUUCUCAAUUUAGUACGUAGACAAAAGAAGAGAAAAUUGGAUACUGGAAAUGAGAGUCAAAAAAAGAACGACGGCAAUGAUUUUUCUACAUCGACAUCGCAUUUAAAUAGUAAAACUGUACAUGUGUCCAAGAAAGCAAAACAAAAAACACUGAAAGUGAUCAAAGAACAGAAGUUGCAAGAGAGUCUUACACAAGUCCAGAGUGAUAAUAGAAAUUCUGUAACAAUUAAAUCGAUAAGAGCUAAGAAAAAAGGUGACAAAAAAGUGAAUGAGGAAAUGUUGAGGAAACAGGGUUUGUUACCAUCAAAAAAAUUCGAUUACAAAUCAGUAGACUUUAGCAGUUUCCAAGGUGGCAGUACACAAAGUAGUGCAAAUCGGACUCAGUUUCAGCAACCUCGACAAAAGAAGAAGGAGAAACGCUUCCAGAAGUGGAAGAAGCAAAAACUUAAUAUAUGAUUAAUAAUAUAAUAUAUGAUUACAACGCAA
Molecule: messenger RNA, 2847 nt
Organism: Acromyrmex echinatior (Panamanian leafcutter ant)
Lineage: Eukaryota; Metazoa; Arthropoda; Insecta; Hymenoptera; Formicidae
Gene: Rrp6
Product: exosome component Rrp6
Biological process (GO): exonucleolytic trimming to generate mature 3'-end of 5.8S rRNA from tricistronic rRNA transcript (SSU-rRNA, 5.8S rRNA, LSU-rRNA); histone mRNA catabolic process; nuclear polyadenylation-dependent snoRNA catabolic process
Cellular component (GO): nucleolus; nuclear exosome (RNase complex)
Molecular function (GO): single-stranded RNA binding; nucleotide binding; 3'-5'-RNA exonuclease activity
Source: RefSeq, a predicted model, not a curated record